This is a messenger RNA of Drosophila novamexicana, 1273 nucleotides long. RefSeq names its product tRNA-specific adenosine deaminase 1 (gene Adat1). The transcript is spliced from 3 exons. The record is from RefSeq and is a predicted model, not a curated record. The coding region runs from base 1 to 1254 and encodes 417 amino acids. Gene Ontology annotation, molecular function: RNA binding; adenosine deaminase activity. Gene Ontology annotation, biological process: RNA processing. NCBI's taxonomy places the organism in Eukaryota, Metazoa, Arthropoda, Insecta, Diptera, Drosophilidae.
AUGUGUUCUAAAACUAAGGACAAACCUAGCGUGCAGCAAAUAGCUGAACUAUGUUACAGCAAAUUUCGCGAUUUACCAAAAACUGGCAAACCCAGAAGCAGCCAAUGGACAGUUCUGGCCGGCAUAGUGCAAUACGACAGACGAACGCAAACCAGCAAAGUGGUUGCACUUGCUACUGGCACCAGAUGCAUUGGUGCGAGUAAGCUAUGUGCCAAAGGCUUUUUAAUAAAUGAUUCCCAUGCGGAAGUGUUGGCGCGACGAGCUUUCCUACGCUAUUUGCACAACCAGCUAUUGACGGCAAACGCGCAGAAGGAUCAGCAACAGGAUGCAGCGCAGUCAAUCUUCAGUUGGAAACCAGCGGCUGGCUGUUUUACGCUCAACGAGCAGCUUGAGUAUCACUUCCUGAGCACACAAACGCCCUGUGGAGAUGCGUGCAUUGUGGCCGACAGCGAGCCCUCGACGCUGCCAGCGAAGCGAUCGCGAUUGGACCCAAAAGCGGCUUUGCCUCUAACGACAAGCUCUACGGUAUUCACGGGCGCCAAGUUAAUAAGCCAGCAGAAAGACCAGUGUGAUGACAUGCUGCAAACGCCAGCAGCAUUGCGCACCAAACCGGGUCGUGGUGAACGCACGCUAUCCAUGUCCUGCAGCGACAAGUUGUCCCGCUGGAAUGUGCUGGGUGUUCAAGGCGCGCUUCUGGAUAUGGUUAUCGAUAAGCCCAUUUACUUUAGCAGCCUCAACUUUUGUUGUGCCGAAGCGCGUCUGGAGAGCCUGCAGCGUGCCAUUUAUCAACGCUGGCGAGGCAGAAACUGCACACUGGGACGCUACCAGCCUCAGGAGCCAUGCAUACGCAUAGAUAAUCGACUCAAAUUUGAGCAUGCGCAAUAUGCGGAAUGGCAGCCGGCGCCGAGUAGCCUUAUUUGGGCCCAGUUGCCCGAGUCGUUAAGACCCUAUGAGAUUGCAGUAGAUGGCAAGCGUCAGGGCGUCACCAAACAGAAACUGAAUACUGUACAAGCUGCUUUGGCAGUGAGUAAAUAUAGGCUGCUACUCAAUUGCUUGGACUUGUUGCACUGCUGUCAAGAGCUGCGCGAAAAGUUCGAUCUGCAUUUAAAUGAUCUCGAAACUAUAAGCUAUGCCGAGUGCAAAGCCUUGGCAAAGGAUUACCAGCUGGCCUGGCGGCAAUUAAAAUGCGAAUAUUUUGAGCAAUGGACUUGCAAACCAAAAGAGCUGCUGCAAUUCGGCAAACAGACUGCAUGACAUACGUUCAAACUAUCAU